AUCGGUUUGUUGCGGCGCGGCUUCUGAUUUUGAGUCCAUGUCUGUCUUUUUGUUCUUGUGUAUUUUCAGUUCUACACCAGAGUGGUGGUGAGAGCACCAGCUUCUGGUUUUGAGUUUAUGUCUGUCUCUUUGUAUUUUUUGUUUUUGUAUGUCGGUUUAUCUUUGUUAAAAUCCACCUGCAGGAAUUCAGAACCUGGCACCGGCCCCCUGGCCAUCAUAAGUUUCCCUGAUUCCAAAAGCAGCCCCAUUGCUGGAGGAGAUGGUGGCUGCCCCUCCCCAAGCCCUUUGUCUUCUCUCUUUCCUGUACAGGAGCAAAAGAAACCCAGAAUCCAGGCACCUCCUGUUCUUCCUGAUAUCCAGCCGAGCAUGACAGACUUCUCCCUCCUCCUCCCCUUGAGGAAGCACUUCGUUCCUGAGGAGCCCCGCUGGUCGGGCCCUAGCCCUGAAAACUUCAGUACUCAGAAUCUAUGCUGGGACAGGGGAAGGAUGAGAAUGACUUCCCAAGCAUUUCCCCUUCGCUCAGUAGCAGGCCAAUUACAAUACUGCCUUUUUCUGCCUCUAAUCUUUACUUACAACCCUUCCUUUUCUCGGGACCCUCAGGCCGUGACCAGGCUUAUAGAAUCUGUUCUGGUUAUUCAUCAGCCCACUUGGGAUGAUUGCCAGCAGCUCUUACAGGUGCUCCUAACUACAGAGAAAAAAAGAAUGUCCCAGGAGCUGACAGCAGGCCAACCCAAUCACCAGACAAGAAAGAGGAUGGGACUUCAAUACUCCAGCUGGGGCGAGAAGCGGGACUGUCUCCAUGGGUGUCGGGAAGGACUUGGGACAUAAAAUGGUAUUUAUCUGACCAGAGCCUGCUACUGCAGGCCAGACUAGACCCUCCCUAAAGGGGCCCUAGCUAUCCCUGCUGCUGCCCGCUGGACUCCGACCUCAUCUGGGCAGAUUCUUUAUGCAGCAGUUAACACAGAAACUGACAACUUGUCCAAGUGUAGAGAAUAAGUGCCUGGGAAGUGUUCAGCAACAAUGAGACAUUUAUACCAUGCUCCCUUCCCUCAAAGCUCAAGGGCUAUCUCAAAAGAAGGGGCAGAAGGGUCUAAAAAGGGUUUGGGAGAAGACAAGUAAAACUCUGUCUCUUGGACACAACAGGACCCUUGCACACAUGGGCUCAGAGCAGCUGUGACUGCCUUCACAAGACUUGUACAAGAUCAGGCCAGUCAGUAUUCCAGCACGGAGUGAAAAGGCAUUCAUGAGCCCCCGCCCCUAACUGAGGAGCUAUUGACAACUGAUGGCUGCUGGAAUUAAGAGGAAGUUUUCUUUAGGGUGUUACUCUGGUAGGUUCUCACUAAACUUCAGCAGGUAGCCCUACACCUCUCAGUAUAUGGGUAGCACACACUAGACUCAGUGGGAUAGAAAUAAAAAUAAAAAGAAGACAUGAAGUUAGGAGGGAGAGUGGAAAUGAGAGGUGUUAGGGAGGAGCAGAAAGUGAAUAUGACCAAAAUUCACUGUGUACAGGCUUGAAAUUAUCAAAGAAUUAACAAAAAUAUUUUUAAAAGAAAGUAUUUAGGAUGCAAAUAAAAAAUAAAAAUAUACAUACUAAAUAAAUUAAAUGCAGAAAAUAUAA
Alexandromys fortis (reed vole) is the source of this 1618-nucleotide messenger RNA. RefSeq lists its product as uncharacterized. The record is from RefSeq and is a predicted model, not a curated record. NCBI's taxonomy places the organism in Eukaryota, Metazoa, Chordata, Mammalia, Rodentia, Cricetidae. Gene Ontology annotation, biological process: virion assembly. The transcript has 2 exons. Bases 118 to 828 code for a protein of 236 amino acids.